UUUCUUUUAGGACGUUAUUGAAACAUUCUGUUAACUAUUGUAUAUAUAUGAUGUAAAUAUUUGUGCCGCAAUAUCUGUACAAGUUCUAAUGGUUGUGCGAAUUGUGUGAAUUAUGUGCGAUUUAAUACAAUGAAUAAAUUAUAAGUAUAGAAUAUUAUUGACUAUGAAUUUUUAAAUAAUUGUAAUUAUCACAAGAAUAUUGACACAAACAAUAUUUUAUGUUAAUUUGAAAUAAAAAUGAAUGACUUUGAGGCUUAUGUUACAUGCCCAUAUAACAAAUCACAUCGAAUUUUAAAGUCUCGCUUUCAAAUACACCUCACAAAAUGUAGUAAACAAUAUGAAAAAUGUAUUAAAGAUACUAAAAUUAAUUGUGAAUUUAAUUCAUCACAUUUAUUAGAACCAGAAGAAUAUGAGCAUCAUCUUUCAAUGUGUACAUCUAGAGCAAAUGUAAUAUGUGAGCAAUAUGUACUUGGGCAAGAUGAGCAAGAUAUUGGAAUAAUUUCAUUAGAAGAUGCAUGUAAUGUACAACCAAAUAUAUCUAACGAAGACUGGUCUGGAAAUAAUCCAACAUAUAAUCCAGUAAAACAAACAGAAGAUAAAAAUAUAAUUAGAUUACCAAUUGCUAUGUCAAGAUCAGAAAAAAAAGAAUUUCGGCAACUUGAAAGAGAUAGAAUAUUGUUUCUUGAAAAUAAUAGUAACAUAAGCAAUGAUGAUAGUAAAAUAAGUAUUAUAAAACAGAAAACUGACUUUGAUGAACCAUUAAAAGCUCCUAAACAAUUACCUAAGGCAAUAUUAUGUAAUCAAGAUCUUACUAAUUAUCUUAUUUCUAAACUAAAUAAAGUUUCUAUAGAUAUAGAUAAUAGCUAUAAUUCUUCAAAAAAAGAGAAUUUAAUUUCAAAAAAUAUUUCUGAUGAAGAAGAAAAAGAAAAUAUUUCUAAAGAAGGAAAUAAUGUAGCUGCAUCAUUUCAAACAUCAUUUCAAAACAUAUCUAGUAACAAAAUUUCUGUAGAAAUAGGUAAUAAUUCUUCAAAAAAAGAAAAUUUAAUUUUGAAAAGUAUUUUUGACGAAGAAGAAAAAAAAAAUGUUUUUGAAGAAAAAAACAAUGUAGUUACAUUAUCUCAAAACAUUUCUAAAUUAAAUAGAAUUUCUAUAGAUAUAGAUAGUAGUUUAUCAAAAAAAGAAAAUUUAAUUUUGAAAAAUAUUUCUGACGAAGAAGAAAAAGAAAAUAUUUCUGAAGAAGAAAGUAAUAUAGCUAUAUCAUCUCAAAAUAUUUCUAAGAUUAAAAAAAAUAUUUUAGAAGUGAAGACUGAUUUUAAAACAAAGGUAUGUAUUUCUCGAAAAAAUAAUUCUGAAAUGCAAACAAACUAUGGAAAAAAUAAUAAUCUUCAAUUAAACUUGCAUAAACAAAAUAAAAUUGAAUCUCAAAAUAGCAUUUAUUUAAAAUCAAGAAUAGCAGCAAAUAUUUUUACAGAAGGAAUGAAAAUUAGUACUGGAAGAGGAUUCACUAUAGCUUAUAACUCUUUUUUGAAUAAAAUAAAAUUGGAAGAUAAUGGAAAUUCUCAUGUCUAUGGUUAUGAUGAAGAUUAGAAAAUACUUUAACAAUGCUUACUUAACAAUACGUAAGAAUAUCUUAACAAUGUUAAUUUGCUUAUAAUUUUUUUUCCUAUUCUAUUUUUCCUUAAACCUUUCAAAUAUAUACUUAUAUUUGAAUCAAUAACAAAUAGUUAAAAGAAUUAAUGAAACUACAUAUGUAUAGUUUUCACAAAUUUUUUUUUAUAAUUAUUAAACAACAAUAUGUGAUUUUUUGUUUUUACAUACUUGAUUUGUUAUUAUAUUGUGUUUUUAUUAUAUUUUUGUUAUUAAUGAAUAUGAAUAAAAAUAUGAUCAAUAAAA
Apis florea (little honeybee) is the source of this 1893-nucleotide messenger RNA. RefSeq lists its product as uncharacterized. The record is from RefSeq and is a predicted model, not a curated record. NCBI's taxonomy places the organism in Eukaryota, Metazoa, Arthropoda, Insecta, Hymenoptera, Apidae.